AUUCGACACUCCCACAAUUAAAAAAAUAGCGUGAUCAUGUAUUUAAUUUGUUACCCAAAAUAGAAUAAACACAUCCUGGGGCCCAGAUGUCAAGAGUCACAAGUUCAAACCCUUAUCAGCCUUUACCUUCAGCUUUAAUGGCACAAAUCAGAUUCACAUAUUAGUAAUGCAAAUUCAUUUCGUCCUCUUUCUUCUUCACCUCCCUCUCUCGCCAUAAAAACCAAACUGUGACUUAUUUCACGCCAGAGUUCUUCCAAUUUCGUUGAACCGACCCAAAAACAUGUCCAGGUGCUUCAGCUUGACGGAGACCAAAAACUGGUGCCAUAGAUCCGCUUUCUCCAGAUCGGGGCUCCGUUCCACCCUCACGGACUUCAAAGACGGCACCGUAAUGCAUUGCUGGGCCCCCAAGGCCCGAAAAGAAUCCAAGCCCAAUCUACUCCUCAUACACGGCCUCGGCGCCAACGCAAUGUGGCAGUGGGCUGACGUCAUUCCCCACCUAACCCCUCACUUCAACAUCUACGUGCCGGACCUCGUAUUCUUCGGCGACUCCUACACGACUCGGCCGGAGCGGUCCGAGUCGUUCCAGGCUCGGUGCGUGAUGCGAGUCAUGGAGGCCCUCUCAGUGAAGAGGAUGAGCCUGGCGGGGCUCAGUUACGGCGGGUUCGUCGGGUACAGUAUGGCGGCGCAGUUUAGCGAGGCGAUAGAGAGGGUAGUGAUAUGCUGUGCUGGGGUGUACAUGGAGGAGAAGGACUUGGUUGACGGUGUGUUUCGAGUCUCUGAUUUGGAGGAGGCUUGCCGGAUUUUGGUGCCGCAAACGCCGGAGAAGCUUAAAGAGCUGUUGAGUUAUACCUUCUAUAAGCCGCCUCCUCUGCGAUUGUUGCCGUCGUGCUUUCUCGACGAUUUCAUUGACGCCAUGUGUACGGAAUACGUGGAAGAGAAGAGGGAUCUUGUGCGAGCUAUCCCAAAAGGCAGAAAGCUUUCAGACUUACCAAAGAUCUUUCAGCCAACAUUGUUGAUUUGGGGAGAGCAUGAUCAAGUAUUCCCCUUGGAAUUAGGUUACAGAUUAAAAGGGUUUCUGGGGGAGAAUGCUCAUUUGGUUGUGAUCAAAAAUGCUGGGCAUGCCUUCAAUGUAGAGAAGCCCAAGGAAUUCAACCUGCACUUGAAAUCUUUUCUGGUUGAUUUGAAGAUGCCCCCAACUUGAAAACUAGAAAACUGCAAGUGAUCGAAUUGUUAAUGACCAGUUUGAUCAACUCCAGGGGUGAAAUCAUUUUGUUUCUCUUCAAAAUCAUGCCUUUUGAGAAUUGAGAGGAAUAUCAAUAUUCCACACCAUCACCAUGCUUUCUGAUAA
Molecule: messenger RNA, 1348 nt
Organism: Tripterygium wilfordii
Lineage: Eukaryota; Viridiplantae; Streptophyta; Magnoliopsida; Celastrales; Celastraceae
Exons: 4
Coding region: 281-1201 (306 amino acids)
Source: RefSeq, a predicted model, not a curated record